Molecule: messenger RNA, 1333 nt
Organism: Sitophilus oryzae (rice weevil)
Lineage: Eukaryota; Metazoa; Arthropoda; Insecta; Coleoptera; Curculionidae
Gene: Cdc37
Product: hsp90 co-chaperone Cdc37
Exons: 5
Coding region: 120-1211 (363 amino acids)
Biological process (GO): protein stabilization; protein folding
Cellular component (GO): cytoplasm
Molecular function (GO): heat shock protein binding; protein kinase binding; protein-folding chaperone binding
Source: RefSeq, a predicted model, not a curated record
GAUCUGUGAUUGAAAAGUGAUUGAAAACCUGUCAAACGGCUGUUGCUGUCUGUUACUCAUAAAAUUUCUUGGAAUUUUUCAAAAAGUUAACAGAAUUUGGAAUUUAACAAAAAUACAGUAUGGUGGACUACAGUAAAUGGAAAAAUAUUGAGGUAUCUGAUGAUGAGGAUGAGACACAUCCAAACAUCGAUACGCCUUCGCUGUUCCGUUGGCGACAUCAGGCUCGCGUCGAACGAAUGGAAGAAAGGAAAAUAGAAAAAGAAAAACUCGACAGAAAGAAAUCAGACACUCAAAAAAAGAUCGACGAAGUUGCAACCAAGAUCAAGCAAGCCAAGGAAUCAAACAAACCUCUAGAAGACCUCGAGAAACAACUCAAAAACUUGGAAGUUGAAUCUACAAACAUCAAAAAAGAAAUCGAUGAGCUUGAAAAGAAGGAAAAGCUAGCACCAUGGAAUGUGGAUACAAUUAGUAAACCUGGAUUCGCAAAGACUGUUAUUAAUAAGAAACCUCAGCAUCCUCCAGAAGAGAAUUUGAGUGAAGAAGAACGGGAAAAAAGGUUGAAAGAAUUCAUAACAGAGAAUAAGAAGGAUUUGAAACAUUUUGGAAUGCUCAGGAAGUAUGAUGAUUCCAGGCAUUUUUUAAAAUCCCAUAAUCAUUUAGUGUGUGAAAACACAGCAAAUUAUUUGGUAAUAUGGUGCAUUAAUUUAGAAAUUGAAGAAAAACAUGAACUAAUGUCACAUGUCGCUCAUCAAACUAUUUGUAUGCAAUACAUAUUGGAAUUAGCCAAACAACUGGAUUGUGAUCCUAGGGCAUGUGUUGAUGCUUUCUUCAGUAAAAUUCAAGUCGCUGAAUAUGAAUAUAAAAAGUCAUUCGAGGAUGAGCUGACUCAGUUCAAAGAGAGGAUUCGUAAAAGGGCAGCUGAAAAAGUUGAAGCUGCAAUGAAGGAAUAUGAAGAAGAAGAAAGACAAAAACGGCUUGGUCCUGGCGGUUUAGAUCCAGAAGAAGUGUACAAUUCCCUUCCUGAAAGUCUAAGAGAGUGUUUUGAUACAAGGAAUGUGGAGUUGCUUCAAGAGACUAUAAGCAAAAUGGACGAGGAAGAUGCUAAAUAUCAUAUGAAAAGAUGUGUGGAUUCAGGACUUUGGGUACCAGAAGCGAACAAAAAAGAAUCAGGCGAUGCCUCAGAUGAUACAGAAUCAAAAGAGGAAAAAUAGUUUGCGAAUAUAUCAUAACCUGUAUUUUUUUAAUUUAUGUAAUGCUUGGCUAGUAAAACGAGAUUUCAAGUGUUCUAUAUUAUAUUCUAUACUUUUUAAAUAAAACUUAAUAGAUACUAUUA